GGUCGGGCUCCAGGAAGUGGAAGCAACUUCGCGGACGGUGAGGAACCUGGGAUCUGACGGCCUCGGCUCGUUGAGCUGUGGGCGGGGCGCUGGGACCGGACACAGGGUGCUCCUUCGCGGAAGAUGAAGAUAGUAUUUGCAAUGCUGAUCCACUUGAAUGAGAAAUCAAAGAGAGACACAGGGAGAAGUUACAUGACUGAAAAUCUACAAUGGAUUUUAGUGGUUUUCUGAGACUACAUGGGAAUGGAGAGUGAAGAGCUCCAGGAGUGUACCUGUGGUAUGAUAAUGUGCAAAGAUUCUGCCUGCUUUUUGACCAUGAAGGAGACAGACCUGGAGGCUGUUGCCACAGCAGUCCAAAGGGUUGCUGGGAUGCUUCAGCGCCCAGACCAGCUGGACAAAGUGGAGCAGUAUCGCAGAAGGGAGGCUCGGAAGAAGGCUUCUGUGGAGGCCAGGCUGAAGGCCGCAAUCCAGUCACAGCUAGAUGGGGUACGCACAGGCCUGAGCCAGCUCCACAGUGCCCUGAACGAUGUCAAGGAUAUCCAGCAGUCACUGGCGGAUGUCAGCAAGGACUGGAGGCAGAGCAUCAACACCAUCGAGAGCCUUAGAGACGUAAAGGAUGCAGUGGUGCAGCACAGCCAGCUGGCCGCGGCUGUGGAGAACCUCAAGAAUAUAUUCUCUGUGCCUGAGAUUGUGAGGGAGACCCAAGAUCUCAUCGAGCAAGGGGCUCUCCUGCAGGCCCACCGGAAGCUUAUGGACUUGGAGUGCUCACGGGAUGGGCUAAUGUGUGAGCAGUACCGCAUGGACAGUGGGAAUAAACGGGACAUGACCCUCAUUCAGGGCUACUUUGGAAACACACAGGGCCUCUCUGAUGAGCUGGCUAAGCAGUUGUGGAUGGUGCUGCAAAGAUCUCUGGUCACUGUCCGCCGCGAUCCCACCUUGCUGGUUUCCGUUGUCAGGAUCAUUGAAAGGGAAGAAAAAAUUGAUAGGAGGAUACUUGAUCGAAAAAAGCAAACUGGGUUUGUUCCUCCUGGGAGGCCCAAAAACUGGAAGGAAAAAAUGUUUGCCAUCUUGGACAGAACUGUGACAACUAGAAUCGAAGGUACACAGGCAGACACCAGAGAGUCUGACAAGAUGUGGCUUGUGCGCCACCUGGAGAUCAUCAGGAAGUAUGUCCUGGAUGAUCUCAUCAUUGCUAAGAACCUGAUGGUCCAAUGCUUCCCUCCCCACUAUGAGAUCUUUAAGAACCUCCUGAGCAUGUACCACCAGGCCUUGAGCACUCGGAUGCAGGACCUCGCAUCAGAGGACCUUGAGGCCAAUGAGAUUGUGAGCCUCUUGACAUGGGUCCUAAAUACCUAUACCAGUGCAGAGAUGAUGGGGAAUGUGGAACUAGCCCCAGAAGUGGACGUUAGUGCCCUGGAGCCUCUACUUUCUUCAAAUGUGGUCUCUGAGUUGCUUGACACAUACAUGUCAACACUCACGUCCAACAUCAUUGCCUGGCUUCGGAAGGCACUGGAAACAGACAAGAAAGACUGGAGCAAAGAGACAGAGCCAGAAGCAGACCAGGAUGGUUACUAUCAGACUACACUGCCUGCCAUUGUGUUCCAGAUGUUUGAACAGAAUCUUCAGGUUGCUGCUCAAAUAAGUGAAGAUUUGAAAACAAAGGUAUUGGUUUUGUGUCUUCAGCAAAUGAAUUCUUUCCUAAGUAGAUACAAAGAUGAAGCCCAGCUUUACAAAGAAGAACACCUGAGAAACCGGCAACACCCACACUGUUACGUGCAGUACAUGAUUGCCAUCAUCAACAACUGCCAGACCUUCAAAGAAUCCAUCGUCAGUCUCAAAAGGAAGUACCUAAAAACUGAAGCAGAGGAGGGCCCAUGUCUGAGUCAGCCAAGCAUGGAUGGGAUUCUAGAUGCUAUUGCUAAGGAAGGCUGCAGCAGUCUGCUAGAAGAAGUCUUCCUGGAUCUAGAGCAACAUCUGAACGAGCUGAUGACAAAAAAGUGGCUGUUGGGGUCAAAUGCUGUGGACAUCAUCUGUGUCACUGUAGAAGACUAUUUCAAUGACUUUGCCAAAAUUAAAAAGCCAUAUAAAAAGAGGAUGACAGCUGAGGCACAUAGGCGUGUGGUGGUAGAAUACCUUCGGGCUGUCAUGCAGAAGCGUAUCUCCUUUCGAAGUGCUGAAGAGCGCAAGGAGGGUGCUGAGAAGAUGGUCAGAGAGGCUGAACAGCUCCGCUUCCUGUUCCGGAAGCUGGCAUCUGGAUUUGGUGAAGAUGCGGAUGGACACUGUGAUACAAUUGUUGCAGUGGCAGAGGUUAUUAAGCUCACAGACCCUUCUCUGCUUUAUCUAGAAGUCUCGACUCUGGUCAGCAAAUAUCCAGACAUCAGAGAUGACCACAUUGGUGCACUGUUGGCAGUGCGAGGUGAUGCCAGCCGGGACAUGAAACAGACUAUCAUGGAGACACUGGAACAGGGCCCCAUGCAAGCAAGCCCAAACUAUGUGCCCAUCUUCAAGGAGAUCGUUGUGCCAAGUCUGAAUGUGGCAAAACUCCUUAAGUAGCCCUGUCCUCCACUGCCUCAUGUGUCUUCGCUGUGCGUCUUCCUGUUGCCACCCUAAGGAGCAAAUGUAUUAAAAUGAAAGUCCUUCUCUGGGUGCUCAGUAUAACAUCAGUGUCAUGUGCCUGUCUUCUGUGGCAUCAUACUGUUCUCUACUAUGAAACCUUUUUGGUGACUUGUCAUUGUGAAAAGAUGUAUGAUGGACGUCAUUUGCUCUUCCCUGCUAAGGUCUGCUUAGUCAACACACUUUGAACCUCUGCCACUUAAUUAAAGGAAAGGAAAGCCAGAGAGCUUCUCAUUCCUAGUUGUAGGUUGUUCUGACUGGUUGUGAUGCUGCCAUGUCUAGAAGCUACAGGUCAUCAUGUCUCAGCUGACUUGUGAGUAGUCCUGAGCAGUCUCUGGGAUCAAGAUCUACCCUGGCCUUACUGCCUUUCUGGUUGUCCCUAGAUCUCGGUCCCUAGUCCCGCUGCUCAGUCCUUCUGGUGGGGUAAAACAAAACAAAAACCUUACCUGCUGAACCAGUGAUCCCUACCCAGGUAAGCACAACCUCAUAUGGGUUGAGUGCAAUCUGGGUCAGUUAUACCAGGAGGAUGAGAAUUAUCAUAAGUAAAAAAUUUUGGUCAAGGUAUAUAUGAAAAUGAGUAUUAAAAAUAUGUAUUAAGAUCUAUAUAGCAUGCUUAGUGAUCCCGGGUCACUACAAUCCUCUCCCUAAUUUAGGCAGCCAGUGGUGGCAUUAUUUGCACAUUAACUUUAAGCUAAUUAAUAGGAUUGUAUUCAGAAUAAAUAGUGGGCCCCAUGUCUUGUGGACAUGGUCUGCAGAGGGUGGUCUGCUUACUUGUUACCUGAGGGAAAGGUAAUGCCUGGGUUCCCUUGUUCACAGCUCUCUGUGUACAAAGAUGGUUGUUCUUUCCUCCUUGUUCCAAAACUCCAGAGACUACCUAAAUUAAACAGUGGUGGAAGGCCUUGUACUACAUGGCUACCCUUGAAUGUA
Onychomys torridus (southern grasshopper mouse) is the source of this 3540-nucleotide messenger RNA. It is a transcript of the gene Exoc3, whose product is annotated as exocyst complex component 3. Gene Ontology annotation, cellular component: exocyst. The record is from RefSeq and is a predicted model, not a curated record. Lineage: Eukaryota; Metazoa; Chordata; Mammalia; Rodentia; Cricetidae. Gene Ontology annotation, molecular function: SNARE binding. Gene Ontology annotation, biological process: exocytosis; exocyst localization. The coding region runs from base 238 to 2553 and encodes 771 amino acids. The transcript has 14 exons.